AUGACGACGAACCAGCCAGGCCCGUUGCUAGCGGCAUUACAGACUCUCUAUGGCAACAGCGAACGGUCACAGAAGGAACAAGCGAGCAAGUUCCUGGAAGACUUUCAAAAAUCCCAAGAAGCCUGGCAACUUGCACUCUCCCUUCUACAGGAGGAUGCCUCUGUUGAAGCGAAACUAUUCGCUGCUCAGACACUGCGUAUGAAAAUCGCACUCGAUUCGCAUCAAUUGCCAAGCACAGCACUUGAACCACUCCGCGAUAACCUGGUGCAGCUUAUUGUACGCUAUGCCACAGGGCCCAAACCGAUUCUGACAGCGCUUUGUGUGGCUGUUGCUACACUUGCACUACAGCUCUCUCAAUGGACAACCAUGCUGCAAGAUAUGAUGCAAGUGUUAUCAAAAGACUUAGAUUCAUGGCAAGCGCUACUACUCUUCCUCUCCAUCCUACCAGAAGAACUCAGCGAAGACCGUAAAUUGGGACUGUCCCAGCAACAACUGCAAGAAAGAGUCGAACAGCUCUUGACGGGAAAUGCAAAGACAGUCUUGGAAUUAUUGUGUGUCUAUACACAAAUGACACAAAAAGAAGGACGUCGACCGAGUCCACUCCUUCUGACAUGUCUACAAACAUGGCUUCGAGAGAUUCCCGUGAUUGACAUGAUUCGUUCUCCAUUGGUCGAAUUGGCCUUUUCGGCACUAAGCGAUGAUGACCUCUUUGAAGCUGCAGUCGACUUUCUAUGUGCAGUAUUCGCAGAGACGAGUGAGGUGAAUGACUCGACAGUCGUGGCGAGUAUUGAGAUACUAUUUCCUUCACUCAUGUCACUACGGCCACGUCUCGCAGCCUCAAAAGAUGACUCGGAUGCAUUCAGGGGAUACGCACGAUUAUUCUCCGAAGCAGGAGAAGCUUGGGUCAUCUUGUGUGCUCGACAACCACAGCAAUUCAAAACACUCGUUGAAGCAAUCGCAGAAGCUGCCGCCGUGGAUGAAGAUUUGGAAAUCGUCAAAUUCACAUUCUUAUUCUGGUACGACUUGAAGCAGGCGUUGCUAUCUGAACGGUACGCAGAGGCAAAAGCAGUCUAUGCACCCAUCUAUGCUGGGCUUGUCGAUAUCCUCAUUGCGCAUCUACACUACCCCUUGACCAACGAUGAUGAUUUAUUCAACGGCGACAAAGAAGCAGAAGAGACAUUCCGCUCAUUCAGGCACGAAAUGGGGGAUGUCCUCAAAGACUGCUGUAAUGUCGUUGGUGGCUCCAUCUGUCUCGGCAAAGCCUUCACAAAAGUCCAACAACUCUUGGCGUCACCCUCAGCGCAAUGGCAACAAGUCGAAGCACCUCUAUUCUCUAUGCGUGCCAUGGCGAGAGAGAUCAGUACAGAUGAGGAAGAAGUGUUGCCACAAAUUAUGGAGACGCUGUUGUCACUUCCUGAACAUCCUAAGAUCAGGUAUGCAGCGACUCUUGUUCUCGGACGUUAUACAGAAUGGACUGCACGGCAUCCAGAAGUCCUUCUACCGCAACUGAACUACAUCACUUCGGGCUUCAAGCGCACCGAUCGAGACGUGACAUCAGCUGCUGCAUUAGCACUCAAACAUUUCUGCCAAGAUUGCAGCACGCAUCUCGUCCCACACAUCGCACAAUUGCAUGGCUUUUACGAGCAAGUCUUGCCAGAACUUGACUUUGAUUCAAAGCUAGAAACCACUGAAGCGAUUGGACACGUGGUCCUUGCACAACCUAGAGAAGCACUACAACAGUCGCUACAACCAUUCUUACUGCCAUUCAAGGACCGAUUGGCUGCUGCUGAAUUACAACAAGUGGCAGAUGAUGUCGAGUUGCUGACUGUCUUUUGCUGUACUGUUGAUCCCUAUGUCGAAGCAGGCGAUGCACAUCCGUGUGUGGCGGCAUUCAGUGAGCUAUGGCCAGCCAUAUCCACGCUACUUGAUCGCAAUGGGAGUCAUCCACUGAUUGCAGAACGAACCUGUCGCUUCAUGAAGGAGUUUGUUAGUCAUUAUCGACGUCAUGCACUCCCAUUGCUACCUGUCAUGGCUGAAAAACUUGCUGCUGGCUUUGCAACACAUCAGCAAGGAUGCUACCUAUGGGCGUCUGGUGCUUGUAUUCGCGAAUUUGCAGAUGCAGAAUAUAAUGCGCCAGAGACGGUCGAUGCAGUCUGGUCAUUUGUUGAGGGACAGUCUGUGGGGAUGUUUAAGCUUCUGUCCACAACCACACCAGAGAGUAUUCCGGAUGUUGUCGAGGAUUUCUUCAGAUUAUCCAUGGAUGCCUUAUUGGGCAAUCCAGAUCGCUUCCUUCAAUCUGCCUACCUGUCGACUUUUAUGCAAGCUUCGUUGGCAUGUUUGUCGAUGGAGCAUAGAGACGCAUUGACAGCUGUCCUCCGCUUCCUGCGAGACUUGAGUGUCUGGUUGCUCCCGGAACCACCAACAUCUGGUCAAUCCAUCUCAGAUCCAGCACGACAAGCACUCCAACAACUCAUGAUGACCCAAGGCCAAGCACUAGCGACGGCAGUCUUUGUCGGACAAAUUUAUACCUUCCCACGCGAUUGCAUCACGGAUGCAUCAGGUGUGCUCCUGACACUCCUCGAAUGGCAGCCAGAAGCGACUUUCUUGUGGAUUGAAGCAGCAUUGUCGACGCUACCGGCUGGUUCCGUGUCAGCGGAUGAACAAACGGGACUUCUCGGAAAAGCACAAACAGCACUGCAAGAGCCCGGUGAUGCUCAAGCGCGUGUAAGGAAAGUGAGGAGUAUACUGCAGGAUUUCACGACGUUGUAUCGACGACGUAUGGUCAAUUCAAGGCAAACGAUAAGGCAUGAAUGGCAAUUCCGUUUCUAA
Protomyces lactucae-debilis is the source of this 2829-nucleotide messenger RNA. Its product is annotated as armadillo-type protein. Gene Ontology annotation, cellular component: cytoplasm; nuclear membrane. Lineage: Eukaryota; Fungi; Ascomycota; Taphrinomycetes; Taphrinales; Protomycetaceae. Gene Ontology annotation, biological process: protein import into nucleus. The transcript has 2 exons. The coding region runs from base 1 to 2829 and encodes 942 amino acids. The record is from RefSeq and is a predicted model, not a curated record. Gene Ontology annotation, molecular function: small GTPase binding.